CUCCUCUCCUCUCCUGUGCUCUCCUGUCCUCUCCUGUCCUCUCUUCCUGUCCUCUCCUCCUGUUUUCACUGCUCCCUCUCCUGUCCUCUCGUGUCCUCUCUUCCUGUCCUCUCCUCCUGUCCUAGUCUCCUCUCCCCCCUGUCCUCACUGCUCCCUCUCCUGUCCUCUCCUGUCCUCUCCUCCUGUCCUAGUCUCCUCUCCCCCUGUCCUCACUGCUCCCUCUCCUGUCCUCUCGUGUCCUCUCUUCCUGUCCUCUCCUCCUGUCCUAGUCUCCUCUCCCCCUGUCCUCACUGCUCCCUCUCCUGUCCUCUCGUGUCCUCUCUUCCUGUCCUCUCCUCCUGUCCUAGUCUCCUCUCCCCCCUGUCCUCACUGCUCCCUCUCCUGUCCUCCUCCCUGUAGACAGCGGAGGAGCAGCAGGCCCACCCUUUACAUCUCUAUAUAUCAUUUUCCUGCAGUAGAGGAGGCGGUGAUGGAUGGCAUGUUGCCGUUGCCGCGGCGCUGGUCUGAGUUACCGUGGUGAUUACUGGCAGAGACGCCGGCGAGCUGGCCACUUCAUCACCGUGACUGGUGGAGAGGGCGGAGAGAGGGGAGGGAGAAAAAGGAGAGUGCAGUGAGAAAAACACAAGGAGGAGGAAGAAAAACCCAGGCAGAGGAGAGCGCAGGAGGACGUUUGAGGAGGAGGGAUCUGAUUGGACGAGAGACUCACCUAACAAACAGGAAGUAGGCGAUGAAAGAUGAGGCUUUUACUUUUGGAUAUUUAGGUGGACAGGUCUGGCUCGAGGACCAUGAACAACCCGGGCAUCAUACCCGUGGGCCUCAGCGGGCAGCAGCUGAUCCCAGACUCCCUGCAGUGUCUCCAGGGGUUCGACCCCGGACUCGGGCUCAUUGCUCCCAUAAACCCAAUGAUGGCGGGCAUCAGCCUGGUGCCCCCCCCACCGCCCCCCCUCGACAUGCCGGUCGUCAAGGAGAUCAUCCACCGCCAGAGCUGCACGUUGUUCCCUCAGAACCCAAACCUGCCCCCCCCAUCGACCCGCGAGCGCCCCCCCGGCUGCAAAACGGUGUUUGUGGGAGGGCUGCCGGAGAACGCCACGGAGGAGAUCAUCAGAGAAGUGUUUGACCCGUGUGGAGAAAUCAUCGCCAUCCGCAAGAGCAAAAAGAACUUCUGCCACAUCCGCUUCAGUGAGGAGUUCAUGGUGGACAAGACUCUGUACCUGUCAGGGUACCGGAUGCGGAUCGGCUCCAGCACCGACAAGAAGGACUCGGGGAGGAUCCACGUGGACUUUGCUCAGGCCCGGGAUGACCUGUACGAGUGGGAAUGUCAGCAGCGCCUGAUGGCGCGGGAGGAGCGCCACCGACGCAAGAUCCACGAGGACCGGCUGAGGCCGCCCUCGCCUCCUCCCAUAGUGCACUUCUCUGAGCAUGAGGCGGCCACGCUGGCAGAGCGGCUUAGAGAGGACCAUAAAUUCAGCGAAGCGACGGCGGUGCUGUUCACUUGGAUCGACCGCGGCGAAGUCAACCGCCGGACCGCCAACCACUUCUACUCCAUGAUCCAGUCGGCCAACAGCCACGUCCGGAGGCUGAUGAGCGAGAAGGCCCAGCAUGAGGAGGACAUGGAGCGCGCCAAGGAGAUCUUCAAGAAUGCCCUGCUGGCCAUCCUCUACCAGUUUGAGCAGAUCAAAGCCGUUUUCACCGCUGCCACCCGGCAAAAGGCUUGGGACCAUUUCUCAAAAGCUCAGCGCAAGAACAUAGACAUUUGGAGAAAGCAGUGUGAGGAGCUGAGGAACGCUCACAGUGAGGAGAUCAUGGGUAUCAGACGGGAGGAGGAGAUGGAGAUGUCUGAAGAAGAGGACGAAGAGGAGGAGGAGGACACUCCCUGCAAGAGGCUUCGCACUGAGGACAUCGGAGCGUGUGAUCAGACCCAUGCGUCUCUAAAGGAGGAGAACGACUCCUUGCGUUGGCAGCUGGAGGCGUACAGGAAUGAGGUGGAGCUUCUGAAGAGGGAGCAGCGAGGAGGAAGAGGAGGAGGGAGACAUGAUGAAGAUCCCCCAGUGACUCCCAGCUGUGAGGUUCCGAUCCAGCUGCUGCAGCAGAACAUGCACCACAUGCAGCAGCAACUCCUGAGUCUGCAGGAGCAGCUGAGGCGAAAAGAGGCCGAGCUGGAGGAGGCCAGGGAGGAGCAUCGCUCCCUGGAGGGGGGCGUCGUCCACCUGAGAGACCAGCUGCUCGCUAACGGAGACGUGGUGGACCGGACCAAUGGAGACCUCCACAAUCCGGCGAUGAAUGGAUGUGCUCCCUCAUCGUUCCUCAGCAGAGAGAGGAGGAGUGAGGUCGUCAUGAGAGGAGCCGUGGCGUCGGAGAAGGAGGCUCUGCUGCUGGGCGUCAUGUCCACCUUCCUCCAUGUUCAUCCGUUUGGAGCCAACCUGGAGUACCUGUGGUCCUACAUCCAGAGACUGGACACGAAGGUGUCUGCGGUGGACCUGGAGCGUCUUAUGGUUCGUCUCCCCAACAUGUUCAGACAGGAGCUGAGUGGCGUCGGAGCGACUCUGGAGAAACGCUGGAAGUUCUGUGGCUUCGACAGCCUCGGCUCAGUGUGACACAAAAACCACACACACACACACACACACAGACUUGGACACACACACUCUAUUAUUGGUGUGUGUGUGUGUGUGUCCUGAGCCUAGUGUGCUGUAUCAGCGUGUGGGACACCAAGGACCUAGAUGGUGGUCCUCGGCAGUUCGGAUCAGGACCAGAGAGAAGAAAUACCAAAGUUGAUCUUUUACACCAUUUGGUUUGAGAGAACGGUUUGAUUCCACUCCUCUCGUUUCAUGGAUGGACGACGAGACACGUUGUCUUUAAAAUCUGUCAUCGCUCUCCGUGGUGCUGAUGGAUUGUUCUCUGACAGUCUUCUGACAGUUUGUUUGGGACGUAAAACAUUAAACAUUAAUAAGCUAUACUUUCAACCGGAGAAAAAUUCAGGGAAAUGCAAAAUAUUCAUUUGUUUUGAUUCUAUCAAAACAGACCAUCUGAGGAGCUUGGAUUAUGCUGAAGUUACGUCUUUAUUUGAAUAUGAUGAAAUGAAAAGGAUGAUUUAAGAGGUGAAAUAAGAGAAUCAUUUCAUUUGAUUUAUUGUAUUACAAAGAAGCUCAAGUUGCAUCUGUAAUUAAAUAUGUUAAUAACUGAUCACUUUCAGUCCUUCUGAAAGAGAAAGAAGAUGAAGGAGCUGAAUAUGAGGGGACGCUGUUCUGUUUCAAAAUACUUCAAUGCUGUCAGACUAUAAAUUAUUUGUACGCUCCUUCCUUAAAGUUAGAGAAUUCUUUUUUUUCAGCAGAAACUACUCCCAUUUACUUAAUUUAUGAGUAAACUAUACUUUAGUGUUUUGAUUACAUGCUUUUUACUCUGGAGUAAAUACAGAGUAAAAAGCAUUCUAAAUUUCCUAAAUUUAUGGCAAAAAAAUAUCAUUUUUAUUAAUUAUCAUGAUCAACUAUUUUUUUCAGAAUCUUGUGUGUUUUUUUCUAUUGUCAAAUUAAGUAACAUUCAAUUUAUGUUAACUUGAGUCAACUAAUUUAAAGUACAGUCAAUCAACAUUUAACUAAAGCUAGCUAACCCUAGCUAGAGUUAAAUAACGUUAGCUAUAGUCCACCAGCGUUCAAUUAACUUUAGCUUUAGCUAACCAGCGUCACAUGACAUCUGUAGAUGGAGUUACGCCGUUGCAUCUUAUUCUUAUCUGUUGCCUGACAGCUUAAUUUUCCCGUCUCUGUCCAGGCUUUAUUUCUAUUUGUUCUUCCUAAUUCACAAUGAUGACUUUAAUAUGAAAGGGCAUUGUCUCAUUACGAAAGGUCUUUAAAAUGAAUCCUGCCUUCUCG
This is a messenger RNA of Pungitius pungitius (ninespine stickleback), 3863 nucleotides long. RefSeq names its product ecto-NOX disulfide-thiol exchanger 1 (gene enox1). Gene Ontology annotation, molecular function: NADH dehydrogenase activity; RNA binding; protein disulfide isomerase activity. Bases 786 to 2594 code for a protein of 602 amino acids. Lineage: Eukaryota; Metazoa; Chordata; Actinopteri; Perciformes; Gasterosteidae. The record is from RefSeq and is a predicted model, not a curated record. The transcript is spliced from 14 exons. Gene Ontology annotation, cellular component: external side of plasma membrane; plasma membrane. Gene Ontology annotation, biological process: ultradian rhythm.